AUGGCGGCGCCCAGCGCCGGGGGAGCGGCGGCGGCGGCGGCCGGGGGGACCCGAGGGCGGCCGCCCCCCGUCACCCCCCGGCAGAUCCGCGACCUCAUCGACGGCGGCAUCGCCAGCGAGGGGCCCGGGCCCGGCGGGAAGGACACGUCGGACUGCUCGGAGCGCGCCAAUGGACCCUCGCAGCCGGAGGCUCCUUCCCUGGAGUCUGCCAGCAGGGAGGCCUACUUCAGCAGGGUGGAAACGUUCACCCCCCUGAGGUGGGCGGGCAAGCCGCCGGCGCUGUCCCCGCUGGUGUGCGCGCGUUUCGGCUGGGUCAGCGUCGAGUGUGACAUGCUCAGGUGCUCCAGCUGCCAGGCCUACCUGUGCAUGAGCCUGCAGCUCACCCUGGACCUCAGCAACUACAAGGAGCGCUGUGAGGAGCUCAGGAAGGCGCUGAGCACUGCCCAUGAGAAGUUCUGCUUCUGGCCAGACAGCCCCUGCCCAGAUCGCUUUGCCAGGCUCCUGGUGGAUGAGCCCCGAGUUCUUCUCCAGGAUUUCCUGGAUCGCUUCCAGAGCCUGUGCCAGCUGGAGCUGCAGCUGCCCUCCCUCAAACCAGAAGACCUGAAGAACAUGUCCCUGACAGAGGAGAGGAUCACUCGGCUGCUGCAGCUCAUCGGGGAGGAGCUGGAGCACAAAGGCACGGAGGGGGAGAAGCCUCCUGGGAAGGUUCCCACGGAAAUGCUGCAGGUGCACGUUCCUGCCUGCAUCCUGGCGCUGUGCGGCUGGACCUGCAGCGCUGCCUCGGGCUCCAUGAACCUGUCGGUGAUCACCUGCUCCCGCUGCAUGAGGAAGGUGGGGCUCUGGGGCUUCCACCAGCUGGAGUCUGCUGCAGCUCCAGAGCUGGAUUCCUGUGGCUCCAGCAGCACCACCCCGCCCGUGCCCACCUCCCCUCGCAGGAUGCUGACACGGAGCCAGGACCCAGCCUCUGAGCAGCACGAGAAGAGCCCGUCCCCAGCCGUGGCGCGGCCCCGGGGCUGGGACUCGCCCGGCUCCAUGGACAGGGGCGAGCUGGACGUGAGCAGCCCCGCGCUGAGGAGCCGGCCCGUGACGCGCAGCAUGGGCCAGGGGGACACCAUGGAGGUGCCGUCCAGCCCCGUGCGCCGCGCCAAGCGCGCGCGCCUCUGCUCCUCCAGCGGCUCGGACACCUCCCUGAGGAGCUUCUUCCACCCCAGCUCCCAGCACCGCGAUUGGUGUCCCUGGGUGAGCACCGGGGAGGGACAGGAGCCCCCGGAGGACGCUGCGCCCCACACGGACAAGGAGCCUGGGAGGGCCGAGCCAGGCUGGGAGGUGGUGCUGAAGAGGCUCCUUGGCAUCCAGAAGUGUGACACAGUGCCCGAAACGGAGCCGGUGAGCCUCUCGGAGAAGUCCUGCAAGGUGUUCCGCAUUUUCCGCCAGUGGGAGAGCAUGAACUCCUCCUCCUCCUGAGCACGGGAGCCAGCCCGGGGCAGGGGACACGCCCACGGGGACACAGCCACGGGGACACACCCACAGGGGACAC
Molecule: messenger RNA, 1537 nt
Organism: Melozone crissalis (California towhee)
Lineage: Eukaryota; Metazoa; Chordata; Aves; Passeriformes; Passerellidae
Gene: ZC3HC1
Product: zinc finger C3HC-type containing 1
Exons: 10
Coding region: 1-1464 (487 amino acids)
Cellular component (GO): nucleus
Molecular function (GO): zinc ion binding
Source: RefSeq, a predicted model, not a curated record